GAGGAGAGCGAGGCUGAAGCGGCACAGACUCCGACGGCGGGCAGCGCGCUUCUUCUUCGGCAAUGAAGAGCCUCCCCAUCGCCGGCGCCUUGCCGCCUCCCCGGCUAAUCUAAGCCCAUGCCAUGCUGCUGCCGCUGCUGCCGGCGCUGCUGGCCGCCCUGGCGCCCUCCCUGGAGCCCGAGGAGACCCCGACGCCGCCGCUGCUGCCCGUGAACUCCUCGGCGUCCUUUGCCAGCCAGGCGGCGUUGCCCACCCCGGGGGCGAGGGAGAGGGAGAGGGCCACGCCCCUCCCUCCCCCUCCCCCUCCCCUCCGAGAGGACCCUCCUUGCAACAUCAGCGUCCAGCGCCAGAUGCUCAGCUCGCUCCUCGUCCGCUGGAGCCCGCUCGCUUUGGCCGCCCAGUGCGACUUGGUCCUCUUCUCCACCGGAGGAGGAGGAGGGGGAGGCGGGGGAGGAGGAGGAGGAGGCGGGGGUCGCGCCUUCUUCUCGGCCGCCUUUCCCCGCGUGGGGCCCCCUCCUCUCCUCAUCGAGCACCUCGGCUUGGCAGCCGGCGGCGUCCAGCAAGAGCUGCGCCUCUGCGUGGGCUGCAGCUGGGCCCGAGGGCGGCGCGUGGGGCGCCUCCGCCCGGCUGCUGCUUCGCCUCCUGCUUCUUCUUCUUCUUCGGCGGCCCUCUUCUCCUCCUCGCCGCCCCUUCCCCCGGAGCAGCCCCCCGCCGCCGCCCCCUGGCAGCAAGGCGAGCGCCUCCACUUCUGCUGCCUGGACUUCAGCCUGGAGGAGCUCAAGGGGGACCCCGGAUGGCGCCUCAACCGCAAGCCCAUCGAGUCCACCCUCGUGGCUUGCUUCAUGACGCUGGUCAUCAUCGUCUGGAGCGUGGCCGCCCUCAUCUGGCCCGUGCCCAUCAUCGCCGGCUUCCUACCCAACGGCAUGGAGCAGAGGAGGGGCGCCAACGCCGCCGCCGGGCCCGGGACCAACAACCACGCCACAGCCGGAGGAGCAGCAGCAGCGGGAGGAGGAGGAGGCGGAGCAGCCAACGUCGCCGCCGCCGGAGGAGUAGUCCCUAAGUGA
This is a messenger RNA of Anolis sagrei ordinatus, 1064 nucleotides long. The record is from RefSeq and is a predicted model, not a curated record. NCBI's taxonomy places the organism in Eukaryota, Metazoa, Chordata, Lepidosauria, Squamata, Anolidae.